This is a messenger RNA of Carassius carassius (crucian carp), 987 nucleotides long. Its product is annotated as galectin-related protein B-like. The coding region runs from base 129 to 671 and encodes 180 amino acids. Gene Ontology annotation, molecular function: carbohydrate binding. The transcript is spliced from 5 exons. NCBI's taxonomy places the organism in Eukaryota, Metazoa, Chordata, Actinopteri, Cypriniformes, Cyprinidae. The record is from RefSeq and is a predicted model, not a curated record.
UUCUGUUUGAUUUACAGUUUUCUUCUUGAACUUGGGCACCUUGCAGCUCUCUGUCCGGUCUGCCACGACACUGACAGAUUCCUGGGCUGGACCGCCUUUGAUAAGCAUCCUAUGGUAUUUUGUUCAAGAUGGCGGUGGCGAGCAUGGAAAAGGACGCGAUAAACACCGAAGAUGAUCUUCACUUUAAUAAUUCGUUUGGAGAUUCUGGGCUUAUCUCCCCUGAUAAAGAAGACAUCUCUCGUAUUCUGACAGUUCCUUUCAGUGGACGGAUCAGAGGUGGGAUGAGGCCUGGAAAGAAAAUCAUUAUAAUGGGCAUCAUUGAUCCAGAGCCAGACAGCUUUGACAUCAGUUUGACAUGUGGCCACAGUGAUGAGAAAUACGAUGAAGAGCUCACUGAUGUGGCCCUUAAACUCAGUGCACGAUUCACCGAAAGACAGUUCCUGAGGAAUGCACGGCUUUCUGGGAAGUGGAGUGAGGAAGAGGCACCCAUAGCUUACUUCCCCUUCAUCCCGGACCAGCCUUUUAGGAUUGAGAUCCAUUGUGAGCACCAGCGUUUUAGGAUCUUUGUGGAUGGACACCAGCUGUUUGACUUUUAUCACAAAGUAAAGUCUUUGUCAGCCAUUAAUAUGAUCCGGAUAGUUGGGAGUCUUCAGAUCACCAAGCUGGGCUAACCAAGCACACAUGAGCACGCGCCAGAAAGGACUUCUCACAGGUGACCAUCUGCACCUGUGCGCUUGCCACAGCUCUCACAAAGACAUCAACAACAUCUGCAUUUUCACUUCUCUUUUGCCCUCUAACCUAACAUCGUGAUGAUUUCUGAGUAUUGUAUCAUAACCUGUUGGGGAAUGGUUGCAAUAUCAGAUGUGUGUUUUCCAGUAUCUUUGCUUCAUACUGUAGCUUAUUUGUUCAGCUUCAAAAAAAAUUCAGGGAUUGCACACUUUGAUAUGCACUCUGUGGCAGUAACAUACACCACUGGGGUUUAGCUGC